CAUUCAUCGUAGGCUAUGUCAGUGAACAUGCGGAAAAAUAGUGCAACGAACUCUGACUACCAAGCAAGUAGUGAUGUCCACUACAAACCCCCCAAUAAUACUGAUAUUUAGUGGUAAACGCAAAUCAGGGAAGGAUUAUGUAACCGACUUAAUUCAUAAAAGGCUGGGAGAUGAUACAUGCUGCAUCCUGCGUCUGUCUGGGCCCCUGAAAGAACAGUAUGCAAAGGAGCAUGGUCUUGACUUCAGUAAGUUGCUGGGAGCGGGCCAGUAUAAGGAGCGAUACAGAGCCGACAUGAUCCAGUGGGGAGAGAGGAUGAGGGAGCAGGAUCCUGGGUUCUUCUGCCGGCUGGCCAUCAGAGAGGCAAAACAGCCAGUUUGGAUCAUCAGUGAUGCUCGGCGCAUGUCGGACCUGCAGUGGUUCUGGAGGGAGUUUCCUCAGCAGUGUUGCUGUGUGCGCGUAGAGGCCUCGGAGCAGAUCAGAUUACAGAGAGGAUGGAAGUUCACUCCAGGUAUUGAUGACGCAGAGUCAGAAUGUGGUCUCGAUCAGGGAGUGCAGUUUGACUGGAUAAUUAACAAUAAUGGAGAUGCUGUACUUUUGGAAGAACAGCUGAAAGAACUGUUUGUGCUGGCGAAGGAAAAAUCUGCACACAAUAAUGGACAACAAAGUAUUAACAGUUAACCACAAAUUCUUGAGUUUUACCAUUUUGUUAACGGUCUAACAUUGUAAAUACCCCCGAAAAAGUGUAUUUGUACCAAUAGAAAAUGCAGUGAAAUGUCUUUUAAUCUUGAUUUACUUAAAGCUUAAUGUGCAUAGUACAACUUUGCCCCCAUUUAUCGCAGCAAGAUAGGCAAUCCACUGUCUCCAUGACCGUCUUAAACUGCUUUUGCUGUAAAUAAGGGAAGUUACAAUUCCAUGCUGCUAAUUUAUUAGUGACUGAUGCAACUACAGUUGGAGAGAGGGAUGUGUGGUCCAAAUAAAACUACAACCAGGACUUCAAAGCCCCAAUUAUAGCAUCCUCUCUUGACAACCUGCUGCUACUUCAGUCCACCAUUGCACCAUAGCGUACCUGUAAUUACAGAAGAGUCCACUAGGUGUCCACUCAACCACCAGCUCUGGGCCUUUCAUGUGGGAUCUAUUUGCGAUAUCAGGUUAAGGUUAUCACACAGAAGGACCUUGUAUAAUCCAUUACAAGGACAAAGAGCCACUUGUACUAUUCUACAGAACAGGAGCAGCAGUUAACUUUGAGCAAAAUGGGUUAAGGUGACAUCAGACCGGCUUUGUCAUGUCAGUAUGUUAAUGUUUCUAUGACGUCACAGCAGUCCAAACUUGAAGCCUCAAGACACCUUAACACAAGAGGACAAGACUACUAGUCAAAUUCAAUCAUGGUCCUUUAUUUAAAAAAAAAAAAAGAAAAAUCUUGUGUCCAUGUUUUGAGUCAUGAUUGUUACAAUGAAAUACCGUUGAUAACAAAAUGUUUACAUCUUGAAACCCCAGGAUAAGUUCCAGUUAAAACAUUGCUGAUAAAGUUUAUUUAUUUCUCAUUUAAUUCAUCUUAAAGGUUUGCAGUUCUGUUGACUUGCAAAGACACACACAAAAAACAAGAGUGGCAUCAUGAGAUGUUUAGGUCGCCCUCUAAGUUUGUUCAUCUUCCCGUUCCCACCAAGGUGGCAUCACGGCUUCCAUUUUGGCAGUGGAAUGGGAUUUGCUGAUCACCCCUUCUUAUCUCCCACCCUCAAGUUAUUUCACCCAAAAAAAACAAAAACAAAAAAAACAUUU
This is a messenger RNA of Alosa sapidissima (American shad), 1777 nucleotides long. RefSeq names its product phosphomevalonate kinase (gene pmvk). Bases 74 to 679 code for a protein of 201 amino acids. The record is from RefSeq and is a predicted model, not a curated record. The transcript is spliced from 5 exons. Gene Ontology annotation, molecular function: phosphomevalonate kinase activity. Gene Ontology annotation, biological process: isopentenyl diphosphate biosynthetic process, mevalonate pathway; cholesterol biosynthetic process. Lineage: Eukaryota; Metazoa; Chordata; Actinopteri; Clupeiformes; Clupeidae. Gene Ontology annotation, cellular component: cytoplasm.